AUGGACGACGACGCGCGCGCGACCGCGCGCGAGGGUUUCCUCACCGCGCUCGCGUCGGACGCGGCGGCGACGAGCGAUGCGAGCGAGGCGCGCGCGGUGGCGGCGUUCGCGCGAACCGCCGCGCGGUCGUCGCGCGCGCUCGAGGCGCUGGCGCUCGCGCGCGUGUCGCUCGCGCUCGAGGCGAAGAAGCGCGAGCGCGACGCGCGCGCGGAGGCGUGCGCGAGGCGCGAGCGCGCGACGAACGAGGCGCAGCGGCGCGCGCGCGCGGACGUCGGGCGGUUCGAGGCGUUCGUGCGGGAGAACGAGGUGAAGCGACAGUCGGCGCUGCGACGGGCGAAAGAGGAGCGGGAGGCGAACGAGGCGCGGGACGCGCGAUUGACGGAGAUGCGAUGGAGCCUGCGCGAGCGCGCGAGCGCGGGGGCGAGCGUGGAGGAGGAGUUGGGUCGGGUGCGGGUGUUUGAAUGGUUUCUGGCGCGCGUCGCCGAGGAAGCGGCGCGGGGAAACGCGUUCGAGGACAUCGCCGAUGUGCUCGGACGGCACGAUACGCUGCAGCGGACGUACGAAAGCUUGCGCGCGAGCGUGGUGGAGUCGAACGAGCGCGUGGAGGCGACGCGCGCGGCGCACGAGCGCGCGGUGAAACACAUGGAGGAGGAACGGUUGGCGGCGACGGCGUCCGUCGCUCGGCUGCGACAACAGGAUGAAGACUUGAAGCGCGAAAACGGGCGAUUGCAACAGGAGGCGGCGUACAGGGCGCGGGCGAUGGUGGAAAAAGUGCGCGGUCUCGCCGAGGCGAAGAUGGCGGUGCGAAACCUGGCGUGUCGGUGCUCACGCGAUAAUCGCGCCUACGGCGGCGACGCGAGCCUCUCGCGCGAGUUAGACUUCGUCGAAGAGCGCGCGCGCGUGCUCCGAGAGAUCGCCCACGCGGCGACGAGUGAUGUGGCUUAG
Molecule: messenger RNA, 945 nt
Organism: Ostreococcus lucimarinus CCE9901
Lineage: Eukaryota; Viridiplantae; Chlorophyta; Mamiellophyceae; Mamiellales; Bathycoccaceae
Exons: 1
Coding region: 1-945 (314 amino acids)
Source: RefSeq, a predicted model, not a curated record